AUGGAUCAGCAGUCGUAUUUGAUCCCAAAUCCUGAAAUUUCUCGCCUCCCGCCGGGCGAGCCCGCGGACCUCUUCCGCGCCUCCCUCGUCUGCAAGCUCUGGCUCCGCAUCGCCUCCGACCCGGCCUUCCUCCGCCACUACCGCGCCUUCCACCGAGGCGCCCCACUGCUUGGCUUCUUCUACAGCGUCGGUUGCCCGAGCUAUUCCCCUCUAUUCAUCCCCACCACGACAGCAGCGCCCCCCUUGCGCCGGCCGGUGUAUGACGACCACCAUUGGUUGGUCCUCGACUGUCGCCACGGCCGCAUCCUCCUCAGGAACUUGGACCUGGACUUCUCCGUGUGGGAUCCGAUCACCGGUUCCCGGGAGGAGCUGUCGCCGCUCAAAUUCUGGUACACGUUCUGCUCAGCUGCGGUGCUCUGCGCUAUGGCCGGCUGCGAUCACCGCGACUGCCACGGAGGUCCGUUCCUCAUGGCACGCCCGCCCGUCCACCGUCGCCCGCCCGCCUGCGCCGCCGCCUGUCCGCCCGCGCUGCCGCCGGCUGUCCCCGCGCGCCCCCCGCCGCCAUCGGCCGUCCGCUCACGCCGCUGCCGCCCGUCCGCCCGCACCGCCGCCGCCCGUCCGCCCGUGCCCCCGGCCGCCAUCGCCCUUCAGCCCGCGUCGCCGCCGCCCGUCGGCCCGUGCCGCGGCCGCCACGCCUCCGGCCGCCCGCUCCACGCAGCCUGCGCCGUCUCUCACCAUGGCCGGCGCAUAACCAUCCCCCUCGACGCUCCACGCCGGCGGCCCCGGUCCACGCAGCCUGCGCCGGCGCUCGGCCCCCUGACGGUCCUCCGCGCCGACCUUGACGUGGAAGGCAGCUUCGACGACGCCGUCGCCGGCACGGUGAGGCGCGUGGUGCUGACCUCAUCGAUAGCGGCGGUCUUCAUCAGGCCAGAGCUGCAAGGCGACGGGCACGUCCUGGACGAGGGCUCCUGGUCCGACGUCGAGCACCUCAGAGCCGAGAAGCCGACGUCGUGGGGGUACUGCGUGUCCAAGGUGCUCCUGGAGAAGGCGGCGGCCAGGUUCGCGGAGAAGCACAGCAUCAGCCUCAUCACCGUCUGCCCGGUCACCAUCUUUGGCGCAGCGCCCUCCCUGAACUUCAACACCAGCGUCCCGAGCGGCCUCGCGCUCCUGUCCGAAUCAGUCGUGGAACGCAUCGAACAAUCCUCCUCCGGACCAGAACUCGCCGGCGGCCCAGUGGCCAUCUUGGUCCCCCAGACCUGAGCAGUGAGUGUCUUGUAGUACUACUGUAUUGGACUUAUUAUACGUAUCAGACUAUAUUCUAUGUGAUGGACUUGUGUUAUGUAUCGGACUCGUGUUAUGUAUUGGACUUGUGAUAUAUGUGAUGGACUGUGUUAUUUGUAUCGAUGUCAUUCUCGUAAUUGUCAAUUAUAUGUGAUGGACUAUAA
This is a messenger RNA of Panicum virgatum (switchgrass), 1445 nucleotides long. RefSeq lists its product as uncharacterized. NCBI's taxonomy places the organism in Eukaryota, Viridiplantae, Streptophyta, Magnoliopsida, Poales, Poaceae. The transcript is spliced from 4 exons. The record is from RefSeq and is a predicted model, not a curated record. Gene Ontology annotation, molecular function: protein binding. Bases 1 to 1260 code for a protein of 419 amino acids.